Cricetulus griseus (Chinese hamster) is the source of this 5192-nucleotide messenger RNA. Lineage: Eukaryota; Metazoa; Chordata; Mammalia; Rodentia; Cricetidae. The record is from RefSeq and is a predicted model, not a curated record.
AUGGAGAUCCACAAGCAACUGCAUGGCCAUGGAGGGAAAGAACAAGAGAAUGAGAAUAGAGAAUGUUCAGCAUAUCAGGGCAAGCAACUUUUGGAUCAGUUCGAUAGCUUAGAUAAGCAUACACAAUGGGGAAUUGACUUCUUGGAAAGAUACGCUAAGUUUGUUAAAGAGAGGAUUGAAAUUGAACAGAACUAUGCAAAACAAUUGAGAAAUCUGGUUAAGAAGUACUGUCCCAAACGCUCAUCCAAAGAUGAAGAGCCAAGGUUUACUUCUUGUAUCGCCUUUUUUAACAUCCUUAAUGAGUUAAACGACUAUGCAGGACAGCGAGAGGUAGUAGCGGAAGAAAUGGCACACAGAGUAUAUGGUGAAUUAAUGAGAUAUGCCCAUGAUUUGAAAACUGAAAGAAAAAUGCAUCUCCAAGAAGGACGAAAAGCUCAACAGUACCUUGACAUGUGUUGGAAACAGAUGGAUAAUAGUAAAAAGAAAUUUGAAAGAGAAUGUAGAGAAGCAGAGAAAGCACAGCAGAGUUAUGAAAGAUUAGAUAAUGAUACCAAUGCAACCAAGGCAGAUGUUGAAAAGGCCAAACAGCAGUUGAACCUUCGUACACAUAUGGCUGAUGAGAAUAAAAAUGAGUAUGCUGCACAGCUGCAAAAUUUUAAUGGAGAACAGCACAAACAUUUUUAUGUGGUGAUUCCUCAGAUUUACAAGCAACUACAAGAAAUGGAUGAACGAAGGACAAUUAAACUCAGUGAAUGUUACAGAGGAUUUGCAGACUCAGAACGCAAAGUUAUUCCUAUCAUCUCUAAGUGUUUGGAAGGGAUGAUUCUUGCAGCAAAAUCAGUUGAUGAAAGAAGAGAUUCUCAAAUGGUAGUAGACUCCUUUAAGUCUGGCUUUGAACCUCCAGGAGACUUCCCGUUUGAAGACUACAGCCAGCAUAUUUACAGAACCAUUUCAGAUGGUACCAUCAGUGCAUCCAAACAGGAGGGUGGCAAGAUGGAUGCCAAGUCCACAGUAGGGAAGGCCAAGGGCAAACUGUGGCUCUUUGGGAAGAAGCCAAAGGGUCCAGCACUAGAAGACUUCAGUCAUUUGCCACCAGAGCAGAGGCGUAAGAAGUUACAGCAACGCAUCGAUGAGCUUAACCGAGGGCUGCAGAAAGAGUCAGACCAAAAAGAAGCACUCAACAAAAUGAAGGAUGUGUAUGAGAAAAAUCCACAAAUGGGGGACCCGGGGAGUUUGCAGCCUAAAUUAGCAGAGACCAUGAAUAACAUUGACCGCUUACGAAUGGAAAUCCACAAGAAUGAGGCAUGGCUCUCUGAAGUUGAAGGCAAAACAGGUGGUAGAGGAGACAGAAGACAUAGUAGUGACAUAAAUCAUCUUGUGACACAGGGGAGAGAAAGUCCUGAGGGAAGUUACACCGACGAUGCAAACCAGGAAGUCCGUGGGCCACCACAACAACAUGGCCACCACAGUGAAUUUGAUGAUGAAUUUGAAGACGAUGAUCCCUUGCCUGCUAUUGGACACUGCAAAGCUAUCUACCCUUUUGAUGGGCAUAAUGAAGGUACUCUGGCAAUGAAAGAAGGUGAAGUUCUGUACAUUAUUGAGGAGGACAAAGGUGAUGGAUGGACAAGAGCCCGGAGACAGAAUGGCGAAGAAGGCUACGUUCCCACGACAUACAUAGAUGUAACUCUAGAGAAAAACAGUAAAGGUGCAGUAACUUAUAUCUAAACUAACCAGGCAUCUUUGUGCCAUGUACAACAUAAAGUGACAACACAUUCCACAGGUCAGAAAAACCAAAAAGUCAAGGGCAUCCUGAUCUAUUGUUCACUAUGUGAGCUGAGUGCAGGCCUGAUCAGAGAGAUGAGAAUAUUGCCACAAGAAACUCUCUUUGACGCCUUCCUGUUGAAGUGAUGUUGGUGUGGAAGCUUAAUUGAUGCCUUUUGCUUUCUGUCCUGCCUAAGUGUGUGUAAAGGAUGUGUGCUUUUUCUGCCUUAUAAAUAAUAGAUUGGAUUAUUAGGCAAGAAUCGUAGGUAGAAUGUCCCCUGACCCCUUCACUUGAGAAACAAUAGUGACUGUUGAAUUGAAAUAGACAAACUUGCUCUGAACUGCAGAGAGCUGAUUCCUAGGAGCACCCCAACCUAGGACCUUAAAUUUAUAGCGUCAGGUUCUAGGAAGAAAAGUAAUACUUGGAUAAUUGGGUAAAUAACAGUCAUUGUCCUUGCUAUUCUUAACUUGGUUUCCUAAAAAAAGAAAGUGAAUAUCUGGUAUAUAGUCUAUUUAAUUUGAGCUCAUCACAGCAUCACAGGAUAAAUCACCUGGUGGAGCUUGUAUGCAAAUAAAACAGCUUUGAGACCUGAAAAUAUUUUCAGGUUUACUGGUAAUUUUCAAUGAUGUACAAAGUUCAUUCCAAGUUAAUCUUAAACUUGUACUUUUCACUUGAAAAUGUCUUUUAGGAAAAUUACAUUAGUGCUUAUUUAGCAUUUGGCAGUUACUUGUAGGAGAAAUUGAACCUAAUUCAAUGAAGAUAGAGGGCAGUCUGGAAUGGAGGAAAGUGCUGGCAAUGUUUACUCUUACAGGAGAAACAAUUUUUUUUCUACUAAGAUGAAAGAAGACCUCUGUACCACCAUUGAGGGCUUCAUUUUAGUGGGAUCGUCGACUGUCAGAGUAGAUUCCAUUUUUCCAAUGUUUUGCCACAAGCAUCUGUUGGAAUCAUUGUCCAAUAAAGAUGUAGAGUGUAGUUGUUAUGUGGCCACACCCUAGUUCAUUGAGUGGGAAGUAGAGGGAGGAAGCAGUAACACUGGCCUUUGCUUAUCUUAUGUUUCAAAGUUGACUGGUGUUUUUAGUAGCUGACUAUGAAACACUUUUAGGAACAUUUGGGACGGACACUUUAAACUGAAUGCCCCUUUUGGUCUUACCAAAGGUCUUCAGUAAUUGUUUUUUUCUUUUUCCUCCUGGACUGCAGGUUCCUGAAGAGGGUUUCUGAGGAAAUGGGCAAGAUGUUGAAGGAGGUUACAUGCAGCUGCUUUUGGGGGGAGGGUAUUAGAGUUGUCAGGCUCAAAGAGAAAGUGAGAGAAGCGAGUUGCAUGACUGCAUGCAGAUUUUUUUUUACUAACUUCAUUAGCAUUUCCAUACAUUAAAAAAAAAUCAUUAUAGAACCAGUCCUUAAAUUCCUAGUUCACAGUUCACAUGGAAGAAGGGGGAAAAGCCAGCAAUGGCUGACCUCUUUUUUCACUUAUUUUGCUGAACCAAAUCAGAAAGAAUUCAGAGCUGUCUUAAACUUUGUCUUACUUUGAGCUGUCCCAAUAGGACUGUCUUCAUCCAGCUCUGUUUUAAUUGGCUUUUAGACCCGUCGUCUGUUAGAACCCUUGCCAUAUGUCAGUGUCUGCCUGCACCACCUCCGUGCUUGCUUAACAUCCUGUUGCAUGUCUAGAGUGAUCUGGGCUUAGAUUUUUCAGGCAUGUCUUUGUAAUCCCCUGUUCUUGUCAAAGCCUCUGUUUCACUUUGCAUUUGUAGUGCAAAUCACUUUGUCAAACAUCUCAGCACUAAUGUUUCCAUCUUAGUAUUUGUGUAUGCUGCUAAAACUUCCCCACUGCAAACAUUCCAGUUUUGGCAUUAUGAAGACAUAACCUGAAGUAUUUAUGAUAAGAAAAAGAAAACAUCUCUGCUCUAGCCUACAGCCCAGUUAAAGAACUCUGUGAAAUGUGACAUACCUUCAGCACCUCAGUCUGGGAAGAUUCUAGUCAGCACUGAAGUCCUGGCAUAAUAAACACAGAGGAUACGCACCACCGAAAGGACUGUUGUCAAAAGUCAGCUGCUUCCAUUCAAUGCUGCCUUAAACUUGAGUGCCUAAAUCUGUUGAUUGCCAACACUACCACUUCAGUAUCCCACAAAGGGCUUUAUGUGCCAGCUCAGUGCUCCUCCUCUAAUUCUGCGGCACCGCCGCAGCUGCGAUGUAGCCUCGGUAGGUGGCUUCUAGAGCUCUACCAUGUGCAGUGGUGCAUCUUCAAAUUUAUGCAUCAAACUAAAGACCUGUCCGAGUCCAUUUUACUUUCAUCAGUAUACUCAUGAGAAGUUGGAUGGACCUUCCCCUAUUGUCUUUUAACGGGGUGAUGACGAUCUCAUUUGAUUAUUACAAUGAUAGUCUGUUUCCAAGUGAUGCUUUUGUUUGAACCAGAUAAAAUUUAGUGAAACUUUGUAAUGAUCUAUGUGCACUUUUACUUGUAAAAUGGAAAUUUCUGUAUGUUUAUACUUGUAAAUAUAAUUGUCGUUAGUGCUCUCGUGGCUCAUGUUGUCCUGCCUCACAUUUGUGAUUCUGUUAAUGACUUGUAUCUGAACUAAUUUCUUAGUGGUCUUGUAACGUGGGUGGGUGGGGUGGGAGGGUUAUUUGUACCACUGAAGUUCCAUUAAUUUGGUUCUUUACUGUUUUGAGGGGAGAAAGAGAAUGUGAAAUGUUAAGUGUAUUAUUGGAUUUCAAGCAAUAUUUUAGAAACUGUCUGACUGCUUUAAUAAUUUUUCCCAGUGCUAUUUGAAUCAUACUACCAGUUAUACUAAAGCUGAAUGACAAUUGUGUGAACAUUAAUGCCUUCAUAAGAUCAAGUACACCACUGUUAUGCAGCUGACAUAGUGUAUCACCUUUGAGGCUAGUAAACUAUAUAGUUUUAGAUAUUAAAUCUCGUUACAGGGUUAUUUAUAGAAUGUGAUAUUAUUCUAUACUGACAGACUACAUGAAGUAGUUUUAAAAAGUAGUGCUAUUUUUGUUUCAGAAGUUAGCAAUGAGAGGGAAAUGUAAAUGGCUGUGUUUGUCUUCUAUACAAAGCCUGAAGGGCUUAUGUUUUUUUUGACUAACAAUCACAGAGGGCAAAGUUCAAAGCUUUCUUGGAAAGACUUCUUUUCAAGCUACCAUGUGUUUUUUCUAAAGCUUGGAUUUGCUUCCAUAGGAGGCAAGUUCCUUUGUGUGGAGUAGUACAACCUUUGUAUGGGUUAUAGCAUUUGAAAAAGACACUUGUACUUGCACAGUUUAAGUCAUUCUUAAAUCAUUCUUAAACUUUGAACAUGUGAACUGUCUAAAAGAAAUCUCUUAAUUUUCACUCUUUGUGCAUAUAUUGAUUUCUUAAUGGUAAAAUGCCUUGUUUAUGAUAGUGUUCUCUGUUGAGAAUAUUUUCAUGGAAUAAAACAAUCUUUUCAUGUUCAGUUAA